UAUUUAUUCUGUUUAACUUGUUCUUCUUUCACUCAGCUAGUACUUUUCCAAGUAAUCUUCAUUUUUGCCGGUUGCUGCUUCUCCGUCUCGAUGGAAACCUUUUUGCUACAAGAAAAAUACCGCUGUGACCGGAGAAAACUCCUCGAUUUCAUUUUGUCUGCAGGAUUAAUCAAAGAAUUUCGAACUCCUAGCGGUCCUGUCGGGUUGUCGGCCGUUGAUUUGGAUAAAAUUAGCGUUGAUUACGUGCUCGAGUGCAUCGGAUCAGGCGGGGUACUGGAUCUUUCUGAAGCGACUAAGAAGUACAACGAUGAAUUUCGUUAUCCAGCUAUGGUAGUUAUUCAUUUUUGUUGGUCCAAUUGCCAUUUACUCAAGCUCAAAAAUGUCAUCAAAUCUCCAUCAAAAAGCUACUACUUUCUUAUUUCAGAUCCAGAGAUGUCUGGAUCUCCUCCUCAGAAUGCACCUCCUCAAGUUGAGCUUAAAAUGAACCUUAAUUAUUCCUCAUGCUCAUUGAAUCAACUGGAUCCUUUAGUUGUUGAGGAAACUCAAAUUUCUGGAGAUGAAGAUGGUGCCAAAUACAAAGUUGCAACUUUUACACCUUGUGAACAUAUUAAUGAUGCAAAUGUACUCUCAUUAGGAUUGCCAAUGUUGAGUACAGGAUUAUCUGAUGAUGAUUUGCGGGAAACAGCCUAUGAAAUAUUGGUUGCUUCAGUGAUCUUUUCUGGGGGUCAAGUAUGUUCUUUUGAAGAAAAAAAGAAGGAAAAGAAGUCUCACAUGUUGUCAAGGCUGAGGAGCAAAAGAGAUAAAUUAAAUUCACAAUCUCAGACAGCAAAAUUCCAUUUUGAACUGCCUGACAUCAUUCGUGUUCAAAUGCAGGUUUCUGAAGCUAUGGACACUUGCAUUAAGCAAAGGUUGUUGGUCUUCACUUCAAGAACAAGACCAAUUGAUGUCCCUCAAAUAUCAUUGGAGCUUUUAAAUGGAAUUUUUAAGAGUGACUUUCUUAUUGAAAAGUCAUACAAGCAGUGGAGGAAGAGACAGGCAAAUAUUCUUGAAGAAAUUCUAUAUUAUUCUGCUACCCAUACAGCAGCUGAACAUAUGACCAUUAGAAGUUUUCUUGCAAAAGUCAGAAAUACUGAGGAGUGGAAUGUAAAAAUGCCCUCUGAAUUUUCUGAAGCACUACUAGCUAUUCAGAAGUUCACAUCAAAGUUGUCAUUAGUCCCUGGGAAGUUUGGUAUUACGGGUGAAACCUAUUAUUGGACAGCUGACUAUCAUUUGAACCUUAAGCUAUAUGAAAAAUUACUCUGUAGUGUUUUUGAUAUUCUUGAGGAUGGUCAACUUGUAGAGGAGGUGGAUGAAAUCCUUAGGUUUAUCAGAUUGACCUGGUCUACUUUAGGCAUCACUGAGAGGAUUCAUGAUGCACUAUACGCGUGGGUGCUUUUUCAAAAGUUUGUUGAGACAGGUGAGCCCAUUCUGUUGGAAUAUGCAAUUCUAGAGAUGCAGAAAGUUUUAUCAAUUCAGGAUGAUAAUGCAAUGGAAGGGGCAUAUAUGAAUAGCCUGAUCUGCUCAAUUGGAAUCAAUGGCUGUAAAAUGAAUAUAAGUUUGGUCGAUGCUAUUUUUAUGUCAACGAGCAUUUGGUGUGACAGUAAACUGCAAGAUUAUCAUUUGCAUUUUGCUCAGAAUCCCACUCUCUUUGGAAGUGUUGUGACCUUAGUAACAGUAGUUGGGAUCCUCAGUGCUGAUGAAUAUGGUGAAUUCAAGUUAAUUAAACCUAGUCGCAGGAGUGAGAUGGCUUCUAGGUACUUCAAAGAGUAUGUUGAAAAGUCAAUUCAAGCUGCAUAUAAGCGGGUUGUUGAUACCUUGGAUGCCAAAUCUAAGGUACAGAGGCAGCAUCCUCUUGCUGUGCUUGCUGAUGAAGUAAAGAUUAUUGUUGAGAGAGAAUCUUCUGUGUUUAGCCCUGUCUUGUGUCAGUGGUUUCCUGAAGCUGGGAUCAUCUCCUCUAUGAUGCUGCAUGAACUUUAUGGUGCAAGAGUGAAGCCAUUCCUUGACGGAGUAUCACUUCUUACAGAAGAUGUUAGAUCGGUGCUCCCUGCAGCUAAUAUGUUAGAUAACCUCCUAACUCAGCUGUGUUAUGUGGCAUCUGGAGAAGAUAAAUUUAAUUCCCCUUUCACCAAGGACAUGAAGCAUUAUCAGAUUGAUGAAAUUUCUGGUCCAAUUAUUCUUGAUUGGCUGAGUGCUCAAUAUGGGCAUAUCUUGGAAUGGACAGAACGCGCUUUCUCUCUUGAGGAUUGGCAACCUUUGUCUUUCCAACAAAGGCAAGCUGCAUCAAUAAUUGAAAUCUUUCGAAUCAUAGAGGAGACUGUGCAUCAAUUCUUCAGCUUGAACAUCCCGAUGGACAUCAUACAUUUGCAGUCUCUAGUUUAUGUAAUUUUUAAAAGUUUGGAACUCUAUUUGCUGAACAUGAUCAAUCAGUUAGUUGACAAGAACCACUUGUUUCCUGCUGUUCCUGCUUUGACACGUUAUAAGGAGACUAUGGUACCCAUAAUCAAGAAAAAGUUGAUCCAGAGUAAAUUUGUGGAAGAGGAAGUACUGGAAAAGUUGAAUGAGUUGACAAUACCUAAACUAUGUGUUAGAUUAAACACUCUUCAAUACACUCAACACCAAGUUGGCAUGUUAGAAGAUGGUAUCAGAAAAUCCUGGAUGCUUGUUAAACCUUGUCUCUACCAAAGAUGGAAGAAAGAACAGCUUCCCGGGCCCCUGAAGGAAGGCAUAACAAGAUGCUUCAAGUCAGUUGAUGAGAUCUUUACUGCCUUUAAUAGCAUCAAGAAAACUACAGUUGGUGCAAUUGACAAGAUCUGUGACUUCAUUGGGGCAAGGGUUGUCUUUUGGGACCUGAGAGAUUCAUUCCUGCUUCUUUUGUAUCGAGGUGAUAUUGAAAGUGCUUGCUUAGAUGGCAUUCUCCCACAACUUAAUUCUAUCCUUGACUACAUAUGUGAUUUGAUCAUUGAUAUUCUCAGAGAUAUGGUUAUUUUAAGUGUUUGUCGAGCAUCACUGGAAGGCUUUGUUUGGGUGUUGUUGGAUGGAGGACCUUCCCGUGCCUUUUCUGAGACAGAUUUCCAAUUUAUGCAGGAAGACCUUGAUAUAUUGAAGGAUUUUUUUGUAGCAAAUGGGGAAGGUCUUCCUCGUGCUGUUGUUGAGCAAGAAGCAAGAUUGGCAUCACAGAUCAUAAAUUUGUUUUCCCUUCAGGUUUGGCAAACAGAAACUGUAAUAGGAAUGCUAAUGACUGCAAGUGAACAAAUUUCCACUAGAAUGGAUCAGUGGAGUCCUGGCAGCAGGUCUAUUGAAGAUGCUCACACUUUAAUUCGAGUGUUAUGCCAUAAGAAGGACAGAGAAGCAUCUAAGUUUCUCAAAAAACAAUAUCAGCUUCCUAAGUCUUCAGAAUACGAUGGUGCAUCAAAGGAUUCAAUUUCAGUAUCACCUCUUGUAUCUGAUUUACUUAAAAGAAGUGGGUCAUUCCGCUGGACUGGAAAGGGCAAGAGAAGUUUCAAGUUUAUUAAGAAGAAAAUUCAAGCGUCCACCUCCGAAAUUAGGCAAGUAACUUGGUAGCGUAGAUAAUGGCCAUUGGGAACUGUCGUCCUGUCGUCCUGUAUUAUAUUGUAAAUCCAAAAGAGGUAUUUUUAUAUCUAUCAGAAAUUUUUUAAUGCUCUAAAUCAUUAUUUUAGAGUGGAAAUCCGUGUUGUGUCUAAUAAUCCCGUUAUUUCCUUUUAAGUUUCUUAAUUAUGUCAAGUCUUAGCCACCAAACAAAAAGUACAGAAUAUCCUUGAGAUCAGCCUUCCACUUAAAAUACUUGUUCAUGUAAGAAUCGAGAGAGAGAGAGAGAUACGAAGAGUCUAUUAUUUUUGUUUGGUUGUCUUUGACUUUUAUUAAUUAAUUUGGUAUAAUCAGCAUCAGUAAAGGUUUUUAUGUGGAAUA
This is a messenger RNA of Nelumbo nucifera (sacred lotus), 3966 nucleotides long. Its product is annotated as DNA topoisomerase 4 subunit B (DUF810). NCBI's taxonomy places the organism in Eukaryota, Viridiplantae, Streptophyta, Magnoliopsida, Proteales, Nelumbonaceae. The record is from RefSeq and is a predicted model, not a curated record.